UUUAGGUUCCUGGUCCGUGACUAAGUCUGCUCCUUGUUCAGCUUUUUUUUGAAUCUAUUAUUUGAAUUUUUUCUUCUGAGGUCACGGCGAGGGGAUCACUGAGUUCCGUAGGGGCGAGCUAGGGUUCCUCCCCUUUUUCCCAGUUUUUUACUGCUUCUUUUGGGGGGUAGCCGGGGCUCCGGCCUCGGCGUAUUCUAAAGCCCCCUCUUUACAAACAAAGAUUAAACCCUUCAGCUUUUUUCUCUAACCCACAGAUCGGGGAAGAGAUGCCGGCCUUGGCAUGCUGCGUAGAUGCUGCUAUUUUUCCUCCUGGUUACGCUCUUGCUGGGGAUAGCUCUCUUCCCACACCGGAAAUAUUUUCCGGUGCACCACCGGCGACAAACACCACCACCACCACUUCCCAGUGGUCCCCAUCCCUCUCUUCCUCUCUUUACAGGAUCGAUGGCUGGGGUCCCCCUUAUUUCUCCGUCAAUUCCUUUGGCGACAUUGCCGUUCGUCCUUACGGUUCCGAUACCCUUCCUCACCAGGAGAUUGAUCUCAUGAAGGUUGUAAAGAAAGUUUCUGAACCGAAAUCCGCCGGCGGAUUAGGUUUGCAGUUCCCUCUUAUCGUGCGCUUUCCAGAUGUACUUAAGAACCGUCUCGAAUCUCUGCAGUCGGCGUUUGAUUAUGCGAUCCAUUCUCAAUGCUAUGAAUCGCAUUACCAGGGAGUUUAUCCAGUUAAAUGCAACCAGGAUCGGUUUGUCGUCGAAGAUGUUGUUGAGUUCGGAUCGUCGUACCGUUUCGGCCUCGAAGCCGGGUCGAAACCGGAGCUUCUCCUGGCGAUGAGCUGUUUGUGCAGGGGAAACCCCGAGGCUUUUCUCAUCUGUAAUGGCUACAAAGACUCUGAGUACAUUUCGCUAGCACUUAUUGCCAGGAAGCUGAAUCUUAAUACGGUGAUCGUUAUCGAGCAAGAAGAGGAGCUUGAUUUGGUGAUAGACAUCAGCCGAAAACUGCUCGUCCGCCCUGUCAUCGGUGUACGAUCCAAACUUCGCACAAAACAUUCUGGCCAUUUCGGAUCGACUUCUGGAGAGAAAGGAAAGUUUGGUCUGACGACGAUUCAGAUCUUGCGAGUAUUGACGAAGCUCGAUCAAGCAGGAAUGCUCGAUUGUCUCCAACUACUACAUUUUCACAUUGGGUCUCAGAUUCCUUCGACGUCUUUGGUAGCCGAUGGGGUUGGUGAGGCCGCACAAAUCUAUUGCGAGCUGGUCCGUCUUGGUGCGGCCAUGCAAGUGCUCGACAUUGGUGGCGGCCUCGGCAUCGAUUAUGAUGGAUCGCGGUCUACCGAGUCUGACAUCUCGGUGGGUUACGGACUUGAAGAGUACGCUGCCGCUGUAGUUCAAGCAGUCCGUCAUGUCUGUGAUAAGAAAUUCGUGAAGCAUCCAGUGAUUUGUAGCGAGAGCGGUCGGGCACUUGUAUCUCAUCACUCUGUUUUGAUCUUUGAGGCCGUCUCUGCUACUGCAGUAGAUAAGCAGCCGAUGUCGUCGAUCGGCCUUCAUUAUUUACUAGACGGUUUCACGGAGGAUGCUCGUGUUGAUUACGGGAACCUGACCGCAGCAGCGGUACGCGGCGAGUCGGAGAAAUGUUUGCUCUACGCCGAUCAGCUCAAGCAACGGUGCGUUCAGCAGUUCAAGGAAGGCUCAUUGGGUCUUGAACACCUUGCAACUGUAGAUGGUCUCUGCGACCUUGUGUUGAAGGCGUUAGGAGCAUCAGAUCCAGUCCGCACAUAUCAUGUGAAUCUCUCUUUGUUCACUUCGAUCCCUGAUUUUUGGGCAAUUGGGCAGAUAUUCCCAAUAGUUCCGAUUCAUCGCCUCGAUCAACGCCCAGGAGUAAGGGGCAUCCUUUCGGAUUUGACAUGCGACAGUGACGGGAAGGUUGAUAAGUUUAUCGGCGGCGAGUCAAGCUUGCCUCUGCAUGAGUUGGGUGGGGAUGGUGGUCAAGGAGGUGGAAACGGUGAGGGAUAUUACUUGGGGAUGUUCUUGGGCGGGGCUUACGAGGAGGCGCUCGGAGGAUUGCACAACCUUUUUGGCGGCCCUAACGUGGUUAGGGUAUCGCAGAGCGAUGGACCGCACAGCUUCGCGGUAACGCGGGUGGUGCCGGGGCCAUCGAGUGGGGAUGUGCUACGGGCGAUGCAGCACGAGCCGGAGUUCAUGUUCGAGACACUGAAGCACCGUGUAGAGGAGUGCGAACACGAGGACGAGAUUGCCUGUACCGCGCUGGUGAGCGGCCUUGCCCGCUCCUUCCACACAAUGCCAUAUCUCACAACAGCAUCGACUUGUGCGAUGGCAAACAGUAAUGCUUAUUAUUACUGUGGAGGAAAUGACAAUAACGUCAAUGAAGACAGCAGUGCUGCUGUUGGCGAAGAUGAGCAGUGGACCUAUUGUUGUGCUUGAGUUUAGAUUUUAAAUU
This is a messenger RNA of Telopea speciosissima, 2445 nucleotides long. Its product is annotated as arginine decarboxylase-like. Gene Ontology annotation, biological process: spermidine biosynthetic process; L-arginine catabolic process. The transcript has a single exon. Lineage: Eukaryota; Viridiplantae; Streptophyta; Magnoliopsida; Proteales; Proteaceae. Gene Ontology annotation, molecular function: arginine decarboxylase activity. Bases 267 to 2429 code for a protein of 720 amino acids. The record is from RefSeq and is a predicted model, not a curated record.